AUUAAUUGGCUUGUUUGUCUCUAUUAGCAAAUGGCGAAUGCCAAAUCGCUUCUCUCCUUUUGCUGGUAACUGGAGUUUAACUGAAUGGACAAAACAUGGAAAACGCACUUUUAGUAACCAAAACAACCCUAAACGUUUUAGAUGCAAAGUGUUCUCCUAUCAGAACCGUUUCCAUGUUUCCAGCGAAAUGAUUCGUUACUAACCAAAGGGUUUAAUUGUCCUCGGUAAAUCCAGUUGAUUAUUUCAGAUCAGUCUGAGGAAAAUUUUCAAAUGUGCCCAAGUUCUUACUUGCACCUCUUGAAAACGAGGCUCCUAAACAACUAGCAAUAGCAGAUCUAUCUCUCUGGUGAUGGGACGCUACCUCCUGUUGGCUCCUCUGGCUCAGAGUUACUACAAUGAAUUCUUUCUCAGGUCUGACAGACUCUGAGCCUUUGAACAAGAUCAAUCUGAUCACUGUAUUUACGGUGAGGAAGGAAUUUUCUCCAGGGGCUGGAUUGACACAGACCAUGGGUUUUUUUGCCUUCCUCUCCAGUCUGAGUCAUGGGUCAUUUUCAGGUUAAACCAGUGUAAAUGGUGGAGUCUCUGUAACUUGUAAGUCUCUUAAUCAUGAUUUGAGGACCUCAGUAACUCAGCCAGAGGAUAGGGGUCUUUUACAGGACCCGGUGGAUGUGGGUCUGUGGCCUGCAAUCUGCAGAAACUCAGACAGGAUGGUUCCUUCUGAGCUUACAGUUUGCGGCUGUGACUACCGUGGCUGAGCUGUUUAUCAAGCUUGACUUCAGGCAUUUGAUAUUCCCCUCCUGAUGCUUUGUACUGAAAAUCUAUCUUGAGUGCAGCGUUUUCGGUGCAGGCUCUUGGCGCCAGCAUAUUUAUUUCCCAUGUAGUUGUAGAUUAGCAUGCCUUUAAAUUCAAGCUUUGUUUUUAAAAAAAAUAACGCUUAGUCUAAGGGACCUGACAAAACACAUUCUGGUUGAAAUUUAAAAAUGCCAAUUUCAGUAAAAAUGGCUGAUUUGUAUCCAGCCUGGUGUGGGGGCUGGAGCACUGGGGUAUGUUGGGGGCUGUGCACUUCCCUGGAGUGUCCCUGGGCUCCUUUCCUCUCUGCGGGUGUGUCCGGCCAGAGCAGUGCCCAAAUCCCAGGCAGUGGAGAGACCCUCUCGCCCUCCCUGACCUUCCCCUCCUGUCCCUGCAGCUCGCUUUACGUGUCCACCUCAGUCCAGCAUUUGCUGUCUCCUCCAGCCACCACCCGCUGUCUCCUGGUCGCAGGCCGCCCCUCGUCCCGCUCAGGAUGGACUUGCUGUUCGGGCGUCGGAAGACGCCGGAGGAGAUGCUGCGGCAGAACCAGCGGGCCCUGAACCGGGCCAUGCGGGAUCUGGACCGUGAGCGGCAGAAGCUGGAGACCCAGGAGAAGAAGAUCAUCGCAGACAUCAAGAAGAUGGCGAAGCAGGGGCAGAUGGACGCGGUGAAGAUCAUGGCCAAGGACCUGGUGCGAACCCGCCGCUACGUCAAGAAGUUCAUCAUGAUGCGCGCGAACAUCCAGGCCGUGUCGCUCAAGAUCCAGACCCUCAAGUCCAACAACUCCAUGGCCCAGGCCAUGAAGGGCGUCACCAAGGCCAUGGCCACCAUGAACAGACAGCUGAAGCUGCCCCAGAUCCAGAAGAUCAUGAUGGAGUUUGAGAAGCAGUCGGAGAUCAUGGACAUGAAGGAGGAGAUGAUGAACGACGCCAUCGAUGACGCCAUGGGGGACAGCUGGAAGGGGGAGCCCAGUGAUGCGGUGGUGUCCCAGGUGCUGGACGAGCUGGGCCUGACCCUGACGGACGAACUCUCCAACCUGCCCUCGACGGGGGCUUCGCUCAGUGUGGCGGCUGGGAAGAAGGCCGAGCCUUCUGCGGCGCUGGCGGAUGCUGAUGCCGACCUAGAGGAGCGGCUGAAAAACCUGCGCCGGGACUGAGGGGCUGGAGG
Messenger RNA from Pelodiscus sinensis (Chinese soft-shelled turtle), 1956 nucleotides. The record is from RefSeq and is a predicted model, not a curated record. NCBI's taxonomy places the organism in Eukaryota, Metazoa, Chordata, Testudines, Trionychidae.